Molecule: messenger RNA, 1728 nt
Organism: Oryzias latipes (Japanese medaka)
Lineage: Eukaryota; Metazoa; Chordata; Actinopteri; Beloniformes; Adrianichthyidae
Product: 14-3-3 protein epsilon
Source: RefSeq, a predicted model, not a curated record
AGCCGCGACGCCAUCUUUACGCCUGCGCUACCGGCGGCUCUUCGGCUCAGCGGAGCGGUAGUGCGGUUUCUGAUCCACCAGCAGGAAUCGCCGAUCAGCCGAUUAUCCUCCCCUCUUCAACGGGAAGCCCCCUUCGCGAGCAUCAUGGCGGACCGGGACAACCUCGUUUACCAGGCGAAGCUCGCCGAGCAAGCGGAGCGAUACGACGAAAUGGUGGAGUCCAUGAAGAAGGUGGCCAGCAUGGACGUGGAGCUGACGGUGGAGGAGAGGAACCUGCUGUCUGUAGCCUACAAGAACGUGAUCGGAGCCAGAAGAGCAUCGUGGCGGAUAAUCAGCAGUCUGGAGCAAAAAGAAGAAAACAAAGGCGGCGAGGACAAACUAAAAAUGAUCCGCGAAUACAGGAAAACGGUUGAAAAGGAGCUGAAGUCGAUCUGCAACGACAUCCUGGAUGUACUGGACAAGCACCUCAUUUUAGCUGCAACCACGGGAGAGUCCAAGGUUUUCUACUACAAAAUGAAGGGAGAUUACCACAGGUACCUGGCAGAGUUUGCCACGGGCAACGACAGGAAGGAGGCGGCGGAGAACAGUUUGGUCGCUUACAAAGCCGCCAGCGACAUCGCCAUGAUUGAACUUCCUCCAACGCACCCCAUCCGGCUGGGACUGGCCCUUAACUUUUCUGUCUUCUAUUAUGAAAUCCUCAACUCACCGGACCGGGCUUGCAGGUUGGCAAAGGAAGCCUUCGACAACGCCAUAGCAGAACUGGACACGCUGAGCGAGGAAAGCUAUAAAGACUCGACACUUAUCAUGCAGUUGCUACGCGACAACUUGACACUAUGGACCUCAGACAUACAGGGAGACGAUUCUUAAGGAUUCUCCUCCUCAGUAACACCGGUGUUUUUUUGUGAAGAACAGAACAAAGAAGCAGCUCCAGACGCAGAGGAAGAAGCCCAGUGAGACUGAACCAGACCUCCUCUUCCUCCUCCUCCUCAUCUCCUCGCAGCACUAGCCCUCCCCCCCCCACCCCCCCGACCCUCAGUCGCAGCUUCGUCUCCUCUAACCCUUCUCUCACCUGUUCGUACCUGUCUCCUCACCUGCACGUCUGUCCUCUCCGGGGCCGCCUGGUCUCCGCCUCCCGGGGUUUGACCUUUCCCGGAGCCCCGCCCCCUUUAGCGUCCACGUCCUCUUAUACCGUUUAUAUUUGACUCUGCUCUCUCAUCUGUUGCCAAGCGCGCUUGCCUGUAUUUGUAACGAACAUGCAAGAGUUUAUUUAAAGACGAAGCCGGGUUUGUCCCGUGCAAGUGUUUUUUUUUUUUUCCCCCGAGCGGCGUCUCGCCCACGCCGUCGGCUGACAGGACGCGUUCAGGAAGAGCCGAGCGUGCUCCCUUACUUUGUGGUUCUUCAGCAUUCACCUUUAGUCAGGGACUCCAGAAGCUCCGCCUCUCCCCUCAUCCGUCACUGGACGGCUGCAGCGCUUUAGUUGAAGGCAGAUAGCUAGGACGCCGCUUCUGCAUGGGAGGGGAGGGGGCGGGGCUCCCAUGUCAUGUGAUGCGGGUCUGGCCGGCUGCAUCUGUGCUCUCCCGGCACCUCCUUUCACCUCCUCUCUUCUGUUCAGUACGUUGUAACAGGAACCCGGUUUGUACUACUGAAUGUUCUCACCGGAACCACAAGAACCACGGCAUGGAACUAACGUUAAACCUCCAAUUAAACAUGUCCAACCAUUGUGUGCCA